Molecule: messenger RNA, 1741 nt
Organism: Durusdinium trenchii
Lineage: Eukaryota; Dinophyceae; Suessiales; Symbiodiniaceae
Source: the annotation of a GenBank genome assembly
CCGUUGCUUCCUCGAGGGCCGAAGCGUGGGCCUCUUCCCAGUUCAUCCGAACCAUGGCACGGUCCAGCGCGUGGCCACGGCCAUGGAUGCUGCUCACGCUGCAGAUCUUCCAAUGUGUCGCCAUGGAGCCUUGGAAGAAGUGGCCUUUCAAGAGCCCAAAGAGUUUGUUCCGCUUGCGGAAGGAAGGAGGUGCAUGUGCACGGACCAGAUCCGAUCCUGUUUUGGAGGUGGAACCGGAUCUCCAUCGCUGGAUCCCCUUCCUGCGGCCGCGCACGGUGCAUCCGGGAGACCUCCAGGAACUUCGGGAGCAAUACCGGGUCGUGGUGGUGAUGACCACCAUCCCCCAGCGCAUCCAGUACACCGAGCCCGUGAUCGAUUCGAUGCUCCGGCAAACCUGGCCGGCCAACGAGAUUUACAUGAGUGUGCCCUAUGUCUACAACCGGACUGGCGAGAGCUACCAGAUCCCAUCCUGGAUGGCGUCGAAGCCGUCGCUGCGGCUCUUCCGCUGCGAGGAUCUGGGGCCCGGGACCCACCUGCUGAACGGUUUACGACUGGAAGAGGAUCCCUGGACCUUCCUGGUGGUGGUGGAUGAUGAUCACAUCUAUGGGCCGGAGCUCAUCGAGCAGCUCAUGCGGAGCGCCUUGGGGAACCCGGGAUCUGCCGUGGCGGCGCAAGGCUUCCUGUCGGUGCCCGGGCUUUUGGGCGAGUUGGUGAGCUUGCAAGAGCAAGGCCUUCAGCGUCCACGGUACUUGCAAGACCAGGGCUUUUCUGCUGGGCCAGUGCUGGUGAGCUACUUGGGCGUGGUCUAUCAACGCGGCUUCUUCGACGAGCGGGUCUUCGAGUACGGCUCAGCCUGUCAGCAGUGCCGCUACCAGGAUGACAUGUGGUUCUCCGCCCACUUGGCCUUGAAGGGCAUCCGGCGCUUCGUCUUGGGCGCGGCUCUGGGGGUGCAGGAACUCACGGAGAUGCACCUGGGUCCAGAGUCGCUCACCUUGUGGCCGGAGAAUCGGCCGCGCAAUGUGAGCGACGACUGCAACCAGUGCCUGGUGGCCCAGCGAAGCGGACUUUGGGCGUUCCGACGACGCGUGGUGCUGGCGCUGUCGGGGCUGCCGUCCGCACAAGGCCUUCCUGAACAGGUCUCCCCCGAGUGGCAGUCCUUGCUGGCCAGCCUUCGAAGGCUGUCAGCCAUGCCGGACCUGGUUUACCUCUGCACAGAUGGCUGGGAGGCGGAGGGGAAGUUCGUGGUGGGGACCUCUUUUCUCGUGAACGAGGUCUUGAUCACGGGCUCGACCGCCUGCAAUGCUCACGCGGAGGCGCGUGUCUCCUUGCUCCUGCGAGACUUGCUGCUCUGGGAAGGUGAUGCCAACACCGUUCUGGUGAUGGGAUCCUCGAAUGACUUCGCCAAUGACCCAGAAGAACUCUGGGCGGCUGCUGAAUGUGCUGCCGACAUGUACGACCUCAACUCCCGCGAUCUCCAAAGCGACGAGCGGGCCUUGCGUGAGGCCGAACAGGCAGCCAAGCAGGAUGAGAAGUUCGUGGAGCAGUACGGACAUUUGAUGCUCAACACCCGCUUCCAGCUCAGCGCCAGCUCCAGUCUGGGAGACCAGAUCCCAAGGAGGAGCCGCGCGGCGGACGCGGAGCACGUGUGGCCGUAUUGCCGCCUGGGCAGUUGGGUCGCAGCCAGCGUGGGCGCCUUCAAUCAGCAGGGAUGAGCGAGUCAAAAGAGUUUGCGGACUUGAAG